Molecule: messenger RNA, 3757 nt
Organism: Sycon ciliatum
Lineage: Eukaryota; Metazoa; Porifera; Calcarea; Leucosolenida; Sycettidae
Exons: 2
Coding region: 284-3328 (1014 amino acids)
Source: RefSeq, a predicted model, not a curated record
CUCUCUCUCUCUCUCUCUCUCUGUCUCUCUCUCUCUCUCUCUCUCUCUCUCUCUCUCUCUCUGUCUCUCUCUUUCUCUCUCUCUCUCUCUCUCUCUCUCUCUCUCUCUCUCUCUCUCUCUCUCUCUCUCUCUCUCUCUCUCUCUCUCUCGUCCACACUGUUUGAGAAAACUCAAAUGGAAACAAAACUUGCCACGACAUCUACAGACCUGCCCGGUCUACAAAUCACUUUCAACCACCUCAGCCAAAGCAGACGGCAGUAGCGGGGAUGGUCGGACGACUUCCAUGAUUGAUUCAAUGCACUUCAGCCCAUCUGUAGGUCAGACAAUGACUCCUGGAGAUGAAUUGCGAACAAUCCCGCACGAAUCCACUCCCUGUCAUAAUGAGUCUUUACUUCAUGUCCUGAAUCAACGGGACAUGGACAAGGUAGAAGUCCGGCAGUCCCUACUGCUACCGUCAGCCAAAAACACCAAGGCAUGGCACACAAUAAACGCUCAGUUGAAGAUCCAUCUCACUCAACAUUUCCCAACCUCAUACCUCAAAAACACUAACAUCGAAGAGACUCUGGACAAACUAGAGAACUUCAUUCACUGGUUUUUCGACCAGAAACCACCACCACCUCCACCAAAACACAAGAAUGCAAAUAAAAACCGUGCAGUGGAAAAACUCCGGGCUCACAGGCGUGAUUUAAAGCGCCAAUUUCGUAAGAUCAAAAACCCGGACGAAGUACCUGCAGCGCUCAGAAAUGAGUAUUUUUCAAUUGGAAAACAAAUCAAGCGUCUUUUGAAACAACAAAAGAUGUACGACGAUCGAUCCCGGAACAAGAGGGACCAGGAUGCCUUUCUCAAGGACCCAUAUGCCUUCGGAAGGAAAUUGUUUCAACCAACCAACCAUGUCAAACCCACUUUCUCUGACACUACCUGCUUUGAGUACUUCCAACACACAUAUGCAGACCAGGAUCGUGCCACUUCGUACGAAUCCUGCCCCAGUGCAGGGAAGCCCCGGGAUUGCACCCACCCAGUCGAUGAGGGGACCCCUACAUGGACUGAAUUUCAGAAUGUUUUGAAGAAGUGUCGCAACACCUCUGCACCGGGUCCUGACAAGAUACCUUACAUAGUUUGGAAGCUUUGUCCCUCCCUUCAAUCCAUUCUUUUCACCAUCUUUGGGCGGGUUUGGGAGAGCAAGAUCAUUCCAAGGCAGUGGCAGGUAGCGUGUAUCACACUCCUGGCCAAGGGGGAGGUGUCUGAUGAUCCUUCGAAAUUCCGACCGAUUGCUCUAGCGAACACGUCCGGGAAGAUCUUUUUCACCUUAGUUGCAAAGCGCCUCUUGAAACAUAUGCUAGGCAAUAAGUUCUUCGAUGGUGACAACCAGAAAGGAUUUAUGCCUGCAAAGGCUGGGUGCUUAGAGCAUACAUCACUUUGUUAUGAGGCGAUGCGUGAUGCAAAGACGGCAAAACGCCAAAUUUGCAUUGCGUGGAUAGAUUUGAAGAAUGCAUUUGGUUCAGUGCGCCACAAUCUGAUACAGUAUGCUCUAACCCACUACAGCCUUCCUUUGCAAUUCAGGAAAUUAAUUUUUUCCUACUACGACAGUCUUUGCGCUUUCGUCGUACAACCACACACACCCACCUUUAAUUACAACAUUGGUGUUUUCCAGGGGUGCCCCUUGUCCCCGGUCCUUUUCAAUAUUUGUUUCCAGCUUCUGCUGGACUCACUUGCAGCCCCUGAAUUAAGUUGCCUCUCCUAUGAUUUUAAAUCUGCCCCUUUGCAAGUGUCCCAAACAGCUUUUGCUGAUGACUUAGGCCUCUAUAGCAAAUCUAGUGCAGGUUGUCAAAAACUCAUUGCGGUCACGGAGGACUUUCUCUCGUGGACCCAAUGUAUGCAGGCGGCGCCGCACAAAUGCAAAAGCAGUGCAGCAAAGCUUGUAGAUGGCCGGUACAAACCUUACGAUCCCUGCCUGACAAUGUCAGGGAGGAAGAUCGCUUUCAUUGACAUCACACAAGGUUUUGUACGUGAACUGCACUUUAUGUGUUUACCAUUUCUGAAGAAAUGGUCAGGCCUACCUCGAUGCGCAAACUCUGCCAUUCUUUUUAUUGGCAGUCGCAAACGCUUUGGCUUACGCCUCCACUACCUUCCUACGGUGUGGAAAAAGUGCCAGUCCAUCAAAUGGCACAUUCUUCGAUCGAGUGGGGACGCGCGCAUGAGGGCGCUGUACACUCUGCGUCGGAGUAAGGAUGCGAAGCUGACAAAGCGAUAUGCGGCGACAAUAGAGCUGGAGUGUGCAGAGGCAUCAGUAGGUUCAGGGACUCUCCGUCCACCGUCAUCUUCAAGUCAUCGUGCAGGGUUGGGUGCUCGUGCUCCGAAGCAGCAUUCCAAACCCCCGAGGAAGGAUCUCCUUCAAACAUUUGAGGAGAUCAACGCGCAGGAGCAGAUUUUGAGGCUGAAGACUCUUCAGGUGCAAGGCAAGUGGUUGGAGUGGACAUCGGUGAUGUGGCAGGACCUCUCGUGGAAAUCCCUUUUGUACGGUGGUACUGGUAAGGAUUUGAAAUUUCUUCUCGCAUCAACCCUCGACGUGCUACCUUCUCCGACGAACCUACGCCGUUGGGGAAACACCGUAGUGGAUCCGUACUGUAGUUUGUGCCGUACCUGGGCCUGUACUACGCGCCACGUGCUUGGCGCUUGUCGCGUAGCGCUGGACCAGGGACGUUACACCUGGAGGCACGACAACGUACUCGGGGUCAUCGUCAGGAACAUGCGUGAGGAGAUUCGAAUCCGCACUGCUGCAAACACCGUACAAACCGAAAAUUCAAAUGAGCUUGACUUCAUCUCGUUUUGCAAGGCGGGAGAGAAGCCAGUUCGCGUUCAGCCCAGACGAAAGUUGGUUACGACUGAUCUCCUGUCAGCGGCCUCAGACUGGAAACUUCUUGUCGACUCAGUUAGUGCAAAGAUUUCUUUCCCUAGCUGUGUUGCACUUACCACCCUAAGACCAGAUAUAGUUCUGUACUCUACGAGUCGUAGGAUUGUAUUCUGGAUGGAGUUGACAGUUUGUGCUGAGGACAGAUUCAGUGUCAGUAGCUCGCGGAAGGACAGGCGGUAUGCGGAUCUGGCCGAUCAAUGCCGAGCAAACGGGUGGCAGGUCGUUUCUUUUUCGGUUGAGGUAGGUGUGCGUGGUUUCAUCCCGGACUCUCUUCGGAGGGCUCUGAAAGCGCUUGGAUUUUCUAAUCGAAGAAUAAAAUUUAUUUGUAAUUUGUGCAGUAAGACGUCUCUGCGAAGCAGCUACAUCAUCUGGUUGCGGCGUCAACAAAAACACUGGUCGGAAGAUCCACUUUUCUGAGGUACUGUAUGUGGGGCUCCGUUUAUUGAGGUGCGUUGAAAUUUAUUCUCUUUAUCUUAUUAUUUCUUUUCUAUUAUUUCCCCAUAUGAGUUCCUAUCAGUUGCUGUGAACACCUUGAGUGGAGAGCGCUUGCUCGAGCGUUGAACCGGGUUCUUAAUCCACCAUACCCAGUUCGCAAGGCUGGGCGGGGUUGUGAGCAGGCUUUCAUUUCAUCUUUUCUUAUUAUUUCUUAUUAUUUCUGCUUUUCAUCUCAUUACAAAAAUUCUGCGCUUUUUCUCCAUCUGCGCAUAAAAUCUAGACUGACAACCUGCUUGUUAAAUCAUGCACCUGCUUUCAGGCGUAAAAACCCUGUUGUAGAGGUCUCAGUCCUCAUUUGUUAGACUUACCUGUCUUUAUAAAUGUAACUUACUCUCUCUCUCUCUCUCUCUC